AAAGAAGGCACACUUUGUAACGCCAUACUGUGUAUGUAACACCAGUUUCUUCAGCUUCACUUUCGUCUUCUCUCCUCUCUUUCUACUUUACUUCUCUCUCAUCUCUUGCACAAUUACCAAUGCUAAAGGAAUCACACACCUUUCCUUAAAACUCACCUUGUUUUAAUAAUGGGUUCUUGUGUUUCAUCUCACAAACGUAAACACUCAGAUAUCAAGCUUCAAAAAUGUAUUAGUUCUCAAUCUGAUCAGAUUGUGUUUUCGCCUGUUAAAACUAAUGGUGAUGUUCAGAUUGGUGGGCUUGGUUUAAAAUCACAGGCUGACCCAUCGAUUAAUUUUCCUGAUCUUGGUAGUAAAGAAGAGGCCUUCUUUGAUUCACAGGCCUGGUUAGAUUCAGAUUGUGAUGAUGACUUCCUGAGCGUUAAUGGUGAGUUUACCCCUUCUCGGGGUAGCACUCCAUUACAUAGCUUUAGUACAGCUCCACAAGUCAACAAAGCCCUUUUUGAGGACUCUGCCCUGGGCGGUGCAAUAAAAAAUCAACCAUAUCCACCUGAGAAGAAAAUCAGUUUAUCUGACCUAUUUAAUCAGAGUUUUCGAGCUAAGCAGGACGCUGACUUCGAGCAAAAUACAUCUGGUAGUUCAAGUGACACAAAUUAUAGCUCCAGUAUGCCGAGCAGCGAACAAACAGCAAAUGGAGAUUUCAAGGUUGAACCAGAGAAAUCUUUCAUUUCUUCGCAGUGUUGCCUUCCGAGUCUGGGCAGGCGGGUAACUUUACUGAAAGAAACAAGAUGAGCUUGUCCAUAGUUUAAAUUAACAUAUAUAUGCACCACAAUUAUCUUUGGUGUUUAUAAACUUUGUCAAGCCAAUUCUUUUUGGCAAUGAUAUAUAUAUCAGGGAGAUUUAAGUUGAUAUAAAAACAUACAGUAUAAAACAUAAAGUGCAUUUACUUUGUUUAUCUCCUUUAAAACAUAUAAAACAUAUAGUGCAUUACUUUGUUUA
Daucus carota subsp. sativus is the source of this 996-nucleotide messenger RNA. RefSeq lists its product as uncharacterized. Bases 169 to 789 code for a protein of 206 amino acids. NCBI's taxonomy places the organism in Eukaryota, Viridiplantae, Streptophyta, Magnoliopsida, Apiales, Apiaceae. The transcript has 3 exons. The record is from RefSeq and is a predicted model, not a curated record.